AUAGCCAGACUGACACAGAGAAAUAACAGAGGAAGAAAGAAGAAGAAGAAGAAAGAGCUCUUUUUUAACUCCGAUCACUCCAAUGGCCACUCUGGUUUUCCCCAACCAGCACUCUCCUGCUGAAGAUGCUGAGUCUAUCCACAAGUGCUUCCAAGGAUGGGGGACUGAUGAGAAGAGCGUAAUAACAAUCCUGGGUCACACAAACACUUACCAGAGGCAGCAAAUCAGAAAGGCGUAUGAGGAACUUUACCAGGAGGAUCUUGUCAAACGCCUCGAGAAGGAGAUCUCUGGCGACUUCGAGAGGGCUGUGUAUCGGUGGAUUCUGGAACCGGCAGAUCGUGAUGCGGUGUUGGCCCAUGUGGUCAUCAAGGAAGGGAAAAACUACCAUGUGAUUGCAGAAAUUGCCACAGUGCUCUCCCCUGAAGAACUGCUUGCUGUGAGGCGUGCUUACCUCCAUCGCUACAAGCACUCAUUGGAGGAAGAUGUGGCUGCUAUCACUUCAGGCCAUCUUCGCCAGCUUUUGGUGGGGUUGGUGACCUCAUAUAGGUACGUUGGAGAAGAGAUCAAUGCAAGAUUGGCACAAUCUGAAGCUGAGAUCCUUCAUGAGGCUAUCAAGGAGAAGAAAGGAAGCCAGGAAGAAGUCAUCAGGGUCUUGACCACAAGGAGCAAGACCCAACUUGUUGCAACCUUCAAUCGCUACAGAGAGGCCCAUGGAGCUUCCAUUUCUAAGAAAUUGGUGGAUGAGACAUCAGAUGAGUUCCAAAAGGCAUUAUACACAGCCAUCCGCUGCUUCAAUGACCACACCAAGUACUAUGAAAAGGUGGUGCGCAAUGCGAUAAAGAAGACGGGAACUGAUGAGGAUGCACUGACCCGUGUGAUCGUGAGCAGGGCAGAAAAGGACAUGAGGGAAAUCAAAGAACUGUAUUACAAGCGGAACAGUGUUCAUCUUGAACAGGCUGUGGCCAAGGACAUCUCAGGAGACUACAAGAACUUACUCCUCGCUCUCCUGGGGAAGGAAGAUUAAGGCUUUUUAAGUUGUUGUGAGGCCAUUUUCUGAUGAUGAUGGGUUUGAGUUAGAGAGUGGUUUGAAUUUGAACUUUGAACUGUGUGGGAUUUCGCUCUCCUUUUUUUACUUUGUGGUUUGAUGAACCUCAAGCUGUGAUAUGCUUGGUUGGUUUGGUCGCCAGAUGAAUAAUGGAGGAUGGUUCAUGUUUGCAAAAUUCA
Molecule: messenger RNA, 1224 nt
Organism: Neltuma alba
Lineage: Eukaryota; Viridiplantae; Streptophyta; Magnoliopsida; Fabales; Fabaceae
Product: annexin-like protein RJ4
Exons: 6
Coding region: 83-1024 (313 amino acids)
Biological process (GO): response to cold; response to salt stress; response to water deprivation
Cellular component (GO): plasma membrane; cytoplasm
Molecular function (GO): calcium ion binding; calcium-dependent phospholipid binding; phosphatidylserine binding
Source: RefSeq, a predicted model, not a curated record